Corylus avellana is the source of this 580-nucleotide messenger RNA. Its product is annotated as auxin-induced protein X15. Lineage: Eukaryota; Viridiplantae; Streptophyta; Magnoliopsida; Fagales; Betulaceae. Gene Ontology annotation, biological process: response to auxin. The record is from RefSeq and is a predicted model, not a curated record.
UCCCAUGCAGCUCAAAGAAAGAUUCGUCAACUUCUCCUCAAUACUGGGAAGAAUAAGGAAGAAAGAAAUAGAUCAUCAUCUAGCUAGCUAGGCUUGAAGUCUACCAGAAAGAGCAGGGAGAUUGAGAGAAAUAAAGCCAUGGCAAUGCUUAGGCUUCUCAUUCAGAAGCUACAAAAGGGUCUCUCAGUCUCGGCACCCAGAGGACCAGAUCUCAGAGAAUUUAGCCAUGAAGAACUGCAAGUGCCGGAUGACGUAAGCGAAGGACAUUUUGCUGUUUUUGCGGUCAAAGGUGAGGAAACAAAAAGGUUUGUCGUUGAACUGGACUACUUAACAAACCCAGCAUUCUUAAGGUUGCUGGAGAAGGCUAAGGAAGAAUAUGGAUUCAGACAGAAAGGAGCUCUUCAAAUCCCUUGUCCUCCGGAGGAGCUACAGAAGAUUCUCGACACAGGAGGGAGAAAACUUUCUUACCAUUGUAGAGAGAGUAAAUGAACAGAGAUUACGUUUUAACUUUAUUCACCCAAUUAUUCCUCUUUUGUUACUUUAGCAUUGAUAAGAAAUAUUUACUUUUGGAAGGAAAAAG